UCACCCUUAUUCAUUGAAUGUAGAACUGUAACAAGUGCUUAGGACUGUUAAUGGCUAUCUGCAUUCGUGAGAGACAUGUAAGCGCGUGCGUCAUGUUUAAUUGUGAAGUCAUACAGUAGAUUUAGAACUCGUAUCUAUAUAAAGAACCCAAGUGACUGCAGUAUGCAACUCAUAAAGAGCAAACAACAAAGUAGCGAAGAGAAUUUUGAAGAAUGAGCAGCAGCGUCGGCAAGGUGGUGUGUGUUACCGGAGCUUCAGGUUACAUUGCUUCAUGGAUCGUCAAGUUUCUUCUUAAUCGCGGUUACACUGUCAGGGCCACCGUUCGUGACACAAAUGAUCCGAGAAAGGUAGAGCACUUAACUAAGCUUGAGGGCGCCAAAGAGAGACUACAGCUGUUCAAGGCGAAUCUUCUAGAAGAAGGUUCGUUCGAUUCUGCAGUUCAAGGUUGUGAUGGUGUCUUUCAUACUGCAUCUCCCUUUUAUCAUGAUGUCAACGAUCCACAGGCUGAGUUUUUGGAUCCAGCAAUUAACGGAACCCUCAAUGUUCUUCAAGCAUGUGUGAAAUCGCAGUCGGUGAAGCGCGUCGUUUUGACCUCUUCAAUGGCUGCUGUUACAUUUAAUGGAAGGCCUCUGACUCCUGAGGUAGUAGUUGAUGAGACCUGGUUUUCCGAUCCAGAACUCUGUAAGGAGUCGAAGUCAUGGUACUGGUAUGUGCUUUCAAAGACAUUGGCUGAAGAUGCUGCCUGGAAAUUUGCAAAAGAAAACAACAUCCACUUGGUUACUAUUAACCCAGCAAUGGUGAUUGGACCUCUUUUGCAACCAGUUCUUAACACAAGUGCUGCUGGAGUUUUGAAUGUGGUUAAUGGUGCACAAACAUUUCCAAAUGCUACUUUUGGAUGGGUCAGUGUGAAAGAUGUUGCAAAUGCUCAUAUCCAGGCUUAUGAAAUUCCUUCAGCUAGUGGGAGAUAUUGCAUGGUAGAGAGAGUAGAACAUUUCUCAGGGAUUGUGAAACUUUUACGUGAUUUAUACCCAACAUUAUCCCUUCCAGAGGAGCCUGCCGAUGAUAAGCCGUAUGUGCCAACAUAUCAAGUUUCGAAAGAAAAGGCAAAAAGCUUGGGACUUGAAUUUAUUCCUUUGGAAGUGAGCCUCAAGGAGACUGUGAAAAGCUUGAAAGAAAAGAAAUUCACCAACUUUUAAUUCAUAGUAUUAGUAGAGGAGAAAAUAUUUAGUUGUUUACUUGGAUGUUCUUACUCAUGACACAGAGUGAAUGUACUGCCGAGUCAGAUUGGAGGAAAUAAUACUCGUACUGCAAGUUGCAGAUAAUGGAAUAAAAGUUUGGAAGGGAUGUUGAUGUGUCCGACAAGUUGAUGCUCACAUUAACUCCCUUUGGAUAUAUAUAAUAGAACUGUAUCUUUUUCUUGUUAA
Messenger RNA from Arachis ipaensis, 1424 nucleotides. Its product is annotated as cinnamoyl-CoA reductase CAD2. NCBI's taxonomy places the organism in Eukaryota, Viridiplantae, Streptophyta, Magnoliopsida, Fabales, Fabaceae. Gene Ontology annotation, molecular function: oxidoreductase activity, acting on the CH-OH group of donors, NAD or NADP as acceptor. The record is from RefSeq and is a predicted model, not a curated record.